UUUCUUAAUCUCUAUGAUUGUAGCAGACUAGCAGUAAUGUCAGCAUCUGACGACUGUCGUGUCAUGGUUUGCUACCAGACUAUAUUCUGCACAUUUUUUGUGUGUAGUGUUUGUGGCCUUUGUGUAUCCUACAAAAUUCACAAUUUCCUUUUCUCUCAAAUCUCAGUAUAUAAAUUCCACAGAGCUGUUUCCCUUCCAUCACCACAACAUAUAGCAGCCAGAAGUAGAACACCACUUCAACGUUGCCAAUUCAUUGUUUUAAUCACCAAAGCCAACAAAGGCAAAAAAAAAAAAAAAAAAAAAAAAAACAGCACCACCUAUUGCACUACAACUAUAAUCCGGAAAAUCCGUGAAAAUGACUCCAAAUCUGCAAAUAGUAACCAACGGAGGCAAACCGGAAAAUGAUGAAGCAGAACCCGUAUCACCUACCGGACAAUACUUCAACAGCAAAGUGUUGUCUGUUUGUGUCCUUGCCAUUCUAGAAAUUGAUGUUCCUAUAGAUGACUCGUGUGUAAUUCCACAACUCCGUGAUGUCUUCCUACCCAUGAACCCCAGAUUUUCAUCUAUCAUGAUAUCUGACAAUAAAGAUGUAAAACAAUGGAAAAGAGUGGAAGUGAACCUUCAAGAUCAUGUUGUCGUCCCUAGCGUCCCAGAUGGCUUAUCGGUUGAAUCAUACGACAAGUACUUUGAUGAAUAUCUGACAAAAAUAACAGUGGAUCCAUUACCACAGGAUAGGCCUUUAUGGGAACUUCAUGUUAUAAAAUACCCAACAAGCAAAGCAGCGGGUCAUUUCAUCUGGAAGCUUCACCAUGCACUUGGUGACGGCUACACUCUAAUGGGAGUACUUCUGUCCGGCGUGAACAGAGCAGAUGAUCCUUCCCUUCCGUUAACUUUCCCUUCAACACGAUCAAGCUCACUAGUUACAAACAACAAGAUGAAUAUUAUCAGCUGGGUGCCAAGAACUUUUUCAGCAAUCUACAACGGUGUUUAUAAUUUUGGAUGGAGUUUUCUAAAAAGCACUUGCAAGGCAGAUGAUAAGACACCUAUCAGAUCCGGAAAUGAAGGUCUGGGUUUCCACCCAAUGAAGAUCUCGACAAUAGAACUAUCCCUAGACCAAAUCAAAUUUAUCAAAACAAAACUCGGCGCAACGGUAAAUGACAUUCUUGCAGGCAUAAUUUUCCUCGGGGUUCGAAAAUACAUGCAAGCAACUGAUACAGAAUCUGGAAACUCAGAAUCAACGGCAUUGGUGCUGUUUAACACUAGGAACAUUGGAGGUUAUAUGACCGCUGAGCAAAUGAAGAAAGCACAAAUGAAAAUAUGGGGGAACCAAUUUGCAUUUUUGCAUAUAGCAAUACCUCAAUUAAUCAAUGACAAAUGCUCGAACCCCCUUGACUAUGUCUAUGAAGCACGAAAACAGAUCUCUAGGUUCAAAAGCUCACCAUCAGUCUAUCUAACAGCUCAGUGCCUAGAGCUGCUAAGGAAAUGCAAAGGACCUGAGGCAGCAGCUGAAUUUAUCCAGAGUACAACGAAUAAAGCAAGCAUAUUAAUGACAAACAUGAUUGGUCCAAUUGAACGAGUGACGAUGGUUGAUCAUCCAGUUAAAGGCAUGCAUUUUAUGGUUACCGGCAGUCCUCAGAGUCUAGUACUAACAAUUAUGAGUUAUAUGCAAACUGUGAGGAUCGGAGUAGGGAUUGAAAAGGGCUUCAUAGACUCACACAGGUUGGAAUCAUGCAUCAAGAAUGCGUUCGAGUUGACAUACGAGGCCGCUACAAAUUAAGAGAAAACAAGGGCGUCAAACAAUAAAGAUAUGUAGUACCUAGAUCAGAAUGUUGGUACAUGUUUUUUUUUACAGUGUUGGUACAUGUUGGAAUGGAGUGGAUGAGACUCAGCACCUAUGUUGUCUUCUAGGUCAACAAUAUCAUAAGCAUUCUCUACAAAUAUGGUAUUUUGAAUUGAAGAUUUUUCCUUUAAAUAGUCCUAAAUCCAAUUUGUCAUACACAGACUAGUCAACUAGUCUAAUUACUCUUAUAUCCCUGUAUGAGUGUAUGUUGGUUAUUAUCCGUCUUUUUUAUUGUGUAACAAUUAAUAUCAACUUAUAUGUGGGUUAUUCUCUUAAUACUAGAAGAAAAUGGUUCACUAGUAGUUAUAUUUAGUUUAUUACAUACACUUGUAUUCUUGCGACUUCAUUUC
Messenger RNA from Spinacia oleracea (spinach), 2190 nucleotides. RefSeq names its product wax ester synthase/diacylglycerol acyltransferase 11. The record is from RefSeq and is a predicted model, not a curated record. Bases 356 to 1777 code for a protein of 473 amino acids. The transcript has 5 exons. Lineage: Eukaryota; Viridiplantae; Streptophyta; Magnoliopsida; Caryophyllales; Amaranthaceae. Gene Ontology annotation, cellular component: plasma membrane. Gene Ontology annotation, biological process: triglyceride biosynthetic process. Gene Ontology annotation, molecular function: diacylglycerol O-acyltransferase activity.